CGGUUAUAUAUAUGCUGAAAUAGUGAAAUAUUUUGUAAUGGAUAAACAUGAGUAUUAUUCUUUAAAUUCCUCUUUUUAAUCUUUUACUUUUUAUCAAAUCGCACCUUUGUUAAUUAUACUUGCUUGAGCUGAAAUUUGCUUAUCAUUUGCUUCGCCUAAUGGAUUCAGAGGAAUGGGGCUGAUAAUUGUAGCAGAUCAACAGAAAAUAAUCAAGUGCUAAACUUGCUCAUGUUCAACUGGAAACACCGUAGAGAAGAGAAAUGCAUCACCUUCUUCAGCUAAAAACUAGUAAAAGGAUUGUUCAAAUAUCCUUUUCCUUGAUCCCUGUUUGCUCACAAAUAUCUAAACAUGUCUACUGCAGCCUCUCUGCUCCAGCAAUUCAACCCCUUUCACAAUUCCACACCAAUCUGCCUGAAAUCAACCGCUAUAUUGUCUCCUCCAACAAAAAGAUUACCUCCUACAUCCGCUGCGGGGACCUAAAUUCUGCUCUGCGAGUUUUUCAGACUAUGAAGAUGAAGAAUACGGUCUCUUGGAACUCAAUUCUAGCUGGGUUUUCGAGCAAGCCCGGGAAAUUGAGAGAAGCCCGCCAACUGUUCGACGAAAUUGCUGAACCAGACAAUAUUUCGUACAACCUCAUGUUGGCUUGUUAUUUCAGAAAUGGUGAUGUGGAAGCUGCCAAGGAAUUCUUCAGAAAGAUCCCAGUUAAGGAUACUGCUUCGUGGAAUACUAUGAUUUCGGGGCUUUCGUGGAACAGGAUGAUGGAUGAGGCUCGGGAGUUUUUUGCUGCAAUGCCAAGAAGGAAUGCUGUUACAUGGAAUGUGAUCAUAUCGGGAUAUGUUGAGAGUGGGAAUCUAGAGUCGGCAUUGGAGUUAUUCGCGGAAGCUCCUAUGAAGGGUGUGGUUGUGAGGACGAGUAUAAUAACUGGAUACAUGAGGAGCGGGAAGGUUGAAUCGGCUGAAAAGAUGUUCCACGAGAUGAUGGAGAGGAAUUUGGUGACAUGGAAUGCGAUGAUUUCAGGCUAUGUCGAGAAUGGUAGAGGGGAGGAUGCUUUGAUGCUUUUCAAGAAAAUGAUGGAAUUGGAGAUUCAAGGCAAUCCAUCAAGCAUGAGCAGUGUCCUUUUAGCUUGUAGUAAUUUUUCCAUGUUGAAAUUGGGGAAACAAAUCCAUCAGCUUGUUUUCAAGUCCCCUAUCUGUUUCGAGACGAAAGUGGGGACUUCAUUAGUCAGCAUGUAUUGCAAGUGUGGGGUUCUUGAAGAUGGAUGGAAACUAUUCAUGGAGAUGCGGCUUAAAGAUGUGGUUACAUGGAAUGCAAUGAUCUCGGGCUAUGCCCAUCACGGGGUCACCCACAAAGCUCUCGAUCUAUUUAAAGGGAUGAGAAACCAAGGAAUGAAGCCGAAUUCGAAUACCUUUAUUGGAGUUUUAUCUGCCUGUAACCAUGCAGGGUUAGUAGAAUUAGGGGUUCAUUAUUUUGAAAAAAUGCAGAAGGAUUAUGGAAUUGAAGCAAAAUCGGAGCAUUAUGCAAGUAUGGUAGAUCUUCUUGGUCGAGCUGGUAAGCUUACCGGUGCUCUGGAUUUAAUCAAAAGAAUGCCUUUUGAGCCUCAUUCUGCCAUGUAUGGAUCCCUUCUAGGUGCUUGUAGGGUUUAUAAAAACUUAGAAAUUGCUGAGUUUGCUGCCACAAAAUUGCUUAAUCUCGAACCUAGUAAUCCAUUUGCAUAUGUGCAACUUGCAAAUGUGUAUGCUGCGAAGAAGGAAUGGGACAGUGCUUGUAGAGUUAGAAGGGCAAUGAAGGACAUUAGAGCCAUUAAAACACCUGGAUAUAGCUGGAUUGAGAUCAAGAGUGUGAUUCACGAAUUUAGAUCAGGAGAUGGGCUUCAUCCUGAACUGAAAAACAUACACAGAAAACUUAACGAGCUCGAGAAGAAAAUGAAGCUGGCAGGAUAUGUGCCUGAUCUUCAAUCUGUCUUGCACGAUGUCACAGAGGAUGAAAAGGAGCGGCUACUUCUUCUGCAUAGCGAGAAACUGGCCAUAGCCUUGGGGAUAAUAAGCCUGCCACUGAGUGAGCCUAUUAGGGUCUUCAAGAACUUGAGAGUUUGUGAUGACUGCCAUUUAGCUACGAAAUAUAUUUCAGCAAUAGAAGAUAGAGAGAUAAUAGUUAGAGAUACAACGCGGUUUCACCAUUUUAAAAAUGGAAAGUGCUCUUGUGGAGACUACUGGUAAUACUUCGAAGCUGUCGGUGAAGCUCAUUCCAUGGCUUUUUUUUACCAAGUGGGCAAUAAAGCUAAUCAUCAUAUGGUUUCAAUGAGGCAUGGGGUUGACUUGCACGAUCGAAAACUCCUUUGAUCUCCACCAAUUGGAAAAUAGGCCGAUGGAUAUAUUCUUCUUCAUUUAAGUAUCUCUUGGCUUACUGCAUAUGGGGGUUUCGAAGAGAUGAAUGAAGAAGAUAAAAGUUCUCAGAUCAAAGAAGCAUGAAAAGAUGGAGAGGCACACUUCGGAAUCAUGACAUUUGCAAAUGAGUUCAAAAAAGCAGAGUAUAUAGUCUGAGUCCGAAGCACGAGAGCCCACAUCUGAGAGCAAUGGGCAGGCAUCAAGAUGAGAAGCCGGCCUCAAAAAUGAGGCAGACGAUGGCACGACUGUUUGUACCCAACAUAUAUGAAUAUGAUUAUGGAAGCUGAUGAAUACCAAAGAAAUGAAGAGGGAGAUGAUGUGGUUCGUGAUCAAAAAGUUGGUGUGGUUCGUGAUCCAUAUCAAGUUCCUGUUGGUCGAGGUACGAGGGCUCGAGCAAAGAAAUUCACGUGCUUAAUGGGCUCAUUCAUGAAGUUUGAGUUCAAGAAUUGUCCGAGAGGCCCAUUAAAUAAGACGAGAAGGUGCCAAAGCGUCUUUUGCCCGUCCGACUCCAAAAAUUCGAGUAAUUGACUAAAUUUUUUUGAAUUCUAAUUUUUUUAGAAUUACAUGUAACUUUUUCACCCAGAAAAUAUAAUUGGUGAAAAAUCAAGGCUCGAUUUCCCUUUCAUUUUUGCCUUGUGGAUUUAAUUUCAUUAUGAAUGCAGUAAAUUUAUACA
This is a messenger RNA of Salvia hispanica, 3058 nucleotides long. The record is from RefSeq and is a predicted model, not a curated record. Lineage: Eukaryota; Viridiplantae; Streptophyta; Magnoliopsida; Lamiales; Lamiaceae.